AUGGCAAAUGCUGCCGCGAGCACAACACGGCAGUCCAACGGUUAUCCAUCUAUCGGGAAUUGCCGCGGCUCUCCACAGACGCACCAAUACGAUCGGACCAGGUCGAGUCCAGAACGCCGGCAGUCAAAAGAGGACGACGACGACGAGGAGGGAGAAAAGAGCAGUGGACGCUGCACUCCUGUUCCAAAAGGGGCUGGCCCCGAGCCAUUCGAGUACCCAUCCAACCCAGAAAGAUCACCAGUAUUGAAGACGACGGUCACGUUUGAACGCAUGGGAUCUGCCACCUAUCGCGUGUUGACUCCACGGAAUGGUUCCCCUCUUCCUAUCCCGUCGGGAGCGGCCUUUGGAGGUCGAAUCGUCCGUCCUUCGAGUGCGAGGGGACAUGCAGGUGCAAAGCCCCAUCGGUUUGUGAUUGUCGCAAACCCACCACCGAUCCCACCGUCUUUGAUCGCGAGAAGGCGAGAGGACCAACGGUCACACAAAACGUGCGCCAAGAUCGUCGUGACUCCUCCCUCUCCCGUAAGGAGAACCGCAGCGAUCCGGAAUGGAGCAUCAUAA
Molecule: messenger RNA, 558 nt
Organism: Serendipita indica DSM 11827
Lineage: Eukaryota; Fungi; Basidiomycota; Agaricomycetes; Sebacinales; Serendipitaceae
Source: the annotation of a GenBank genome assembly